AUGGAAGCAACAACUGCAAAGACCGCCUACGCUCUGUUCCUGCACCGCGCCGAGCUGCAUCGUCGCCGCACACACUAUGCCAAAGUGUCCCAGACGAAGAUACAACUUACUAAUCAGUUGAUUGCCAAGGUGAAGCAGCGCAUGGACACCUGCAGCUACGAGGAUCUGCAGACCUUGGUGCGAGAGCAGCAGUUCAAGCGUUUGCUCGAGAAGAAGCUCCAGCAUCGCGCCAAGCAGCUCAAGGCCCUGGUCAAGCAGAACCGCAAGCUGAAGCGACUCCAGUAG
This is a messenger RNA of Drosophila novamexicana, 285 nucleotides long. RefSeq lists its product as uncharacterized. The record is from RefSeq and is a predicted model, not a curated record. The coding region runs from base 1 to 285 and encodes 94 amino acids. The transcript has a single exon. NCBI's taxonomy places the organism in Eukaryota, Metazoa, Arthropoda, Insecta, Diptera, Drosophilidae.